AAAUCUAUGAAUUGAAAACUGUACAAAAACAAGGAAAACUUAUGUGGUAUACUAUUACAAGAGAAAAGGCGUACGUAAUAUCACGAUUCUCGAAUUAAUCUGUGGUUAAAGCUUAUAUAAACUCUUAAUAAUGUACAAAAUGUUUUUUGCGCGAUGUCGCCCGUUUCAUAUUAGGAAGAUGUGUUCAUCUUCACCGACAGGACCCAGUUCAACAGGUCCAUCAUCAUCAUCUAUGUCUCAUAGAUUUCGACCGACAGAAUUUCAGAAAACGAUUCUUGUGUGGACAAAAAAAUACAAGAACAAAUCUGAAGUCCCUCCAUUUGUAUCAGCUGAAAUUAUUGAAAGAUCUAAGAGUGAAGCUAGAAUCAAAAUUUCAAAUGUGCUUAUGCUUCUUACUGCUUUGGCAAGUUUUGGAGCAAUAUUGUCUGGGAAAGCUGCUGCUAAAAGAGGGGAAUCUGUUCAUCAGAUGAAUCUUGACUGGCAUAAAAAAUAUCAAGAAGAACAUAAAGAAAAAAGUAGUGCAAAGUAAAUUAAUAAAGAAUUUAAUACUAAAAUUCUUUAGAUAAAAAUUAUUUAAUUUGCUUUUCAAUCUAAUUUCUAAAAUAAGGUUUAGUAAAAUUAUGAAAAUAUAAUUGGAAAUAAAUCUUACUAUAGUAUCA
Molecule: messenger RNA, 659 nt
Organism: Bombyx mandarina (wild silkworm)
Lineage: Eukaryota; Metazoa; Arthropoda; Insecta; Lepidoptera; Bombycidae
Product: UPF0389 protein CG9231
Source: RefSeq, a predicted model, not a curated record